AUGUCUGACGAGGACGUUCUUGUGGAGCAGUCGGCGGACGAGGAAUCGUAUUCCAGCAACAAUCAAUCGUCCCGUAUCAGCCAGUAUCAAAACGGGGAGUCGAUCACGAUCGAUGAAACCGAUUCAGACGGCGAAUCUGAUGUUGUGGUUAGCAGUCGUGCCGAUAGUGAGGAUGAAAGUUUGAUCAUCCGCCUGAAGAAGCGUCAAAGCAAACGAAUGUCGAUGCACCCGAGACAGGCGGAAUCGGACGAUGACAGCGACCGUGCCCGCCAAUCCACUCAAAGCAACGAUCCGGAACUGACGGAAGAUGGCGAUGACGAGGAGGACAAGGAGGUGGAGUAUCGGGCGUACUCCCCGGCGACACGCCGAAGUAUCUACGGUGUGCGAUCGACCUCAACGGAGGAAGAAAGUGAUUCGAACGGCAACGGCAGCGAGAGCGACGACGGCGAAAUCAUCGCUGUUCGUCGGAGCACCCGAAAAAUGCUCGUUAUUUCCGACGAUGAGGACGAGGAGGAAGAUAAACCCACCGAAGUCCCACGGAACAAUUCCCGUAAGGGGCAAAGCUCUUUCGAAUGCUCGCUAACAAUGCAUAGUUUCGACGCAGAGAACGACCCGGACCCUGCAAAGCUCUCAUCCACGUUGAAUGAGGCCGAGGACGAAAGCCGUGGUCGCUCCGUGUCUGCGCCAGGUCAGACCAACGAUGGCCGGCAAUCGCUUUCGCACCAGUCGGCGGACGAUUCGAUUAGCUCCAAGCUCUCGUCGACUUUGAACAGUGAAAAAGCGUUUCAGCCACGGGGCACCGGCGGCGAUCGACAUUCGAUCAGCAUCCGAGCUUCGAUUGGAGAGAAGAUUUCUUCGACGCACAUAAAAGACGCAUCGCCGACGGACGGAGAGCCAACCGAUGGUCGGGCAGCGGAUGAGUCAAGUAGCGUUGAGUUGAUUGAAAAAUCGGAAGAAAUUUUUUGUGUCAGUAGUGGCGACGAAGGGUCGCCGGUAAAACCGGUAGUUGCGCCACAGCCUGUACGUAAAAGUGUUCCCCAACCGAUGGUACAGCCCACUCUGCCGGCGUUCGUACGAGAGCGGGUGUCCCAGAGCGAUUACGAUGCAAAUAUUCGCCGGAUGGCCGAUCUGAAAUCGCAACUCGUGCUGGGCGAAGGCAUGCUUCGGAAUGCUGCCAAACUCCCGGACGGCGGAGCCAGUUUGGUGCGCCGUCUGGGCGACAUUAAACAGCAAAUCUUCGCGCUCUCCAAGGAGAUGGAAGUUUCGCGACCCACACCGUCGAAGAAGGGUAUCAAGCAAGCGAUCCGCCAGCAGUUCGAGCAAGGCGUGCACCACAUUAGCUGGGAUGCGAUCAAAAAAGCGGCCGAUGACGCUGUACCGCUGUACACGGGCAAGAAGGGCAUUGCGACGUUCGAGAACCAAAAGAUGCUCACGAUGGAUCGUCUGCAGACGCUGCACAAGUCGAUCGAAACGUGCCCGACCGAGGACACGUUGGCCGAUCCGCCGCAGCUGCUCCAGAUCGAGCUGAUGGGUCACCAGCGGCACGCCCUGGCGUGGAUGUUGUGGCGCGAAUCGCAAAAGCCGCGCGGUGGCAUCUUGGCCGACGAUAUGGGUCUCGGUAAGACGCUAAGCAUGAUCUCGUUGCUACUGAAAGCGAACGAACUGGACCCGGACGGUGAAAAUCUGGCCGGAAGUGGUAGCGACGAGAGCGAAGAUGAGCAACAGGAGGGCAAAGCAAAGGGCGGUUGGUUGGCUAAAGGAAGGCGCGAUCACUACGUCGGCGGCACUCUGGUCGUGUGUCCGGCCUCGCUGAUGCGCCAGUGGGAAGGGGAGAUAACGAAGUACGUCAAGCGCAAUUCGCUGGCCGUGUGUGUCCAUCACGGAACGCAGCGAGACUCGAAACCGCGCUACCUGGCAAAGUACGACGUGGUCAUCACGACCUACAACCUUGUCUCGCGCGAGCAUAAGUCACGUGGAGGAGGUGCCGUGUUUGGCGUUAACUGGGAGCGACUGAUCUUGGACGAGGCGCACACCAUCCGCAAUCAUAAGUCGGCCAUGUCGGAGGCUUGCUGUGCGCUCCGCGGACGUUUCCGCUGGGCACUGACGGGAACACCGAUCCAGAACAAAGAGAUGGAUGUGUACGCUCUGCUCAAGUUUCUGCGCUGCACACCGUUCGACGAUCUGGUGCACUGGAAGCGUUGGGUGGACAAUAAGAAAGCCGACGGUACGAUGCGGCUGAACACGAUCAUGAAGUCGAUCAUGUUGCGCCGGACGAAGAAACAGCUGCAAGAGCGCGGUACCCUCAACAGUCUGCCCUCGAAGUCGAUCGAGCUGAUCGAGGUGGAGCUGGAGAAGGACGAAAUGAACGUCUACCAGAAGGUGCUCCUCUACUCGACCACACUGUUCGCCCAGUUCCUGCAUCAAAAGGCCGAGAAAGAGCAGCUGAAUUCGUACGGUUACGGUUACGGUUACGGCGAACGGCAAACGCAGGCUCACCGGGGCGUCACGAAUGCCUUCGAGAAGGUGCACCAGAAGCUGAAACGAAUGCACAACGGCGACGGUGGUGGUGCGGUGAAGCAGGUUGAGAUUUUGGUGCUCCUGUUGCGCCUCCGGCAAAUCUGUUGCCACCCGGGGCUGAUCGACAAGAUGCUGAGCGAUGACGAGGGAAACUUUGAUGUCUCCGGUGCCGACGAUUCGACGGCCAACGAUCUCGAUCUGCUGGGGCAGCUGAACAAACUGAAGCUAGACGAUGUCAUUGCCGAGCAGGAAGCGCUAGCGGAGAAAGGGACAACCGAUUUAGGGGCGGCGGCGAUAUCGUUAAACCUUUCCGACGAGCUCGCGCCGGCCAUCUCGAAGGCAUCCUCGAAGCUAAUGCUAAAGUCGAACCCGGUCUUCAAUCUCGGACGCGUCAGCUCGAAGAUCGACAAAAUGCUGCAGCUGUUGGAGGCGAAAAUCCUGGGCACCGACGAUAAGGCAAUCAUCGUGUCGCAGUGGACGAGCGUGCUGGAGAUCGUAGGGUCCCAUCUGUCCGCCCGGAAUGUGCGACACGUUUCGCUCACCGGAAAGGUGCCGGUGAAGUUUCGAAAUGACAUCGUAACGGACUUCAACAAACCGUCGCGAAAAACGCAGAUUAUGCUGUUGUCGCUGACGGCCGGAGGUGUUGGAUUGAAUCUCGUCGGAGCGAACCAUCUGCUACUGCUCGAUCCUCACUGGAACCCACAGCUGGAGGCUCAAGCGCAAGACCGCAUCUAUCGCGUGGGUCAAACGAAACCCGUCCACAUUUGGAAGUUCGUGUGCAAGGAAACGGUUGAGCAAAAAAUUCAUGCCCUGCAGCAGCACAAGCUCGCGAUCGCGGAUGGUGUGCUGACGGGUACGAGCAGCAAGGGCAGCAAGCUGACGAUCGAUGAUCUGAAGUCGCUGUUUGGAUUGUAA
Anopheles cruzii is the source of this 3432-nucleotide messenger RNA. It is a transcript of the gene lds, whose product is annotated as transcription termination factor 2. The record is from RefSeq and is a predicted model, not a curated record. Gene Ontology annotation, molecular function: ATP binding; ATP-dependent chromatin remodeler activity. The transcript has 6 exons. Bases 1 to 3432 code for a protein of 1143 amino acids. NCBI's taxonomy places the organism in Eukaryota, Metazoa, Arthropoda, Insecta, Diptera, Culicidae.